GCGCGGGAUGUGACCCCUUCCCCCUGCCCCCCGGGGCUCCGCCUUUGCCUGCUUUGGGGGGGGGGUGGGUGGGGAGGGGCGCGCGGAUCAUGGCAUUGGAGUUCCCGGGUUUGCAGCCGCCGCCGCCGCCUAGUCCACGCACCCCGAGCGCCCCUUCUUCCCGAAGCAGCAGCGGAGAAGGCGAAGCGGCCGGCGGAGGCGAGGCAGAUGGGGCUCAAGGCGCGCAGGGCGGCGGGGGCGGCUGGCGGCGGCGGCGACGGGGGCGGCGGAGGCGGCGGGGCCGCUAACCCGGCCGGAGGGGACGCGGCGGCGGCCGGCGACGAGGAGCGGAAAGUGGGGCUGGCGCCGGGCGACGUGGAGCAAGUCACCUUGGCGCUCGGGGCCGGAGCGGACAAAGACGGGACCCUACUGCUGGAGGGUGGCGGUCGCGACGAGGGGCUGCGGAGGACCCCGCAGGGCAUCGGGCUCCUGGCUAAGACCCCCCUGAGUCGCCCGGUCAAGAGGAACAACGCCAAGUACCGGCGCAUCCAAACUUUGAUCUACGACGCCCUCGAGAGACCGCGGGGCUGGGCGCUGCUCUACCACGCGCUCGUGUUCCUGAUUGUCCUGGGGUGCUUGGUUCUGGCCGUGCUGACUACCUUCAGGGAGUACGAGACUGUUUCGGGAGACUGGCUUCUGUUGCUGGAAACAUUUGCUAUUUUCAUCUUCGGAGCCGAGUUUGCUUUGAGGAUCUGGGCUGCCGGAUGUUGCUGCCGAUACAAAGGCUGGCGGGGACGACUGAAGUUUGCCAGGAAGCCCUUGUGCAUGUUGGACAUCUUCGUGCUGAUCGCUUCUGUGCCGGUGGUUGCCGUGGGAAACCAGGGCAAUGUCCUGGCCACGUCCCUGCGGAGCCUGCGCUUCCUGCAGAUCCUGCGGAUGCUACGCAUGGACCGGAGGGGUGGCACCUGGAAGCUCCUGGGCUCGGCCAUCUGUGCCCACAGCAAAGAGCUCAUCACCGCCUGGUACAUCGGGUUUCUGACGCUCAUCCUUUCUUCAUUCCUCGUCUACCUGGUUGAGAAAGAUGUGCCGGAGGUGGACGCCCAAGGGGAAGAGAUGAAAGAGGAGUUUGAGACCUAUGCCGAUGCCCUUUGGUGGGGCCUGAUCACACUGGCCACCAUUGGCUAUGGAGACAAGACGCCCAAGACGUGGGAAGGCCGUCUGAUCGCAGCCACCUUCUCCUUAAUCGGCGUCUCCUUUUUCGCCCUUCCAGCAGGCAUCCUGGGGUCCGGGCUGGCACUCAAGGUGCAGGAGCAGCAUCGCCAGAAGCACUUUGAGAAGAGGAGGAAGCCCGCUGCUGAGCUCAUCCAGGCUGCCUGGAGAUACUACGCUACCAACCCAAACAGGAUUGAUCUUGUGGCAACAUGGAGGUUCUAUGAAUCAGUCGUCUCUUUUCCGUUCUUCAGGAAAGAGCCACUGGAUGCAGCAGCCAGCCAAAAGCUGGGUCUCUUGGAUCGGGUUCGCCUUUCUAAUCCUCGUGGUAGCAAUACUAAAGGAAAGCUAUUUACCCCUCUGAAUGUAGAUGCCAUAGAAGAAAGUCCUUCUAAAGAACCAAAGCCUGUUGGCUCAAACAAUAAAGAGCGUUUCCGCACCGCCUUCCGCAUGAAAGCGUACGCUUUCUGGCAGAGCUCUGAAGAUGCCGGGACGGGCGACCCCACAGCGGAAGACAGGGGCUACGGGAAUGACUUCCUCAUCGAAGACAUGAUCCCCACCCUGAAGGCUGCCAUCCGAGCCGUCAGGAUUCUGCAAUUCCGUCUCUAUAAAAAAAAAUUCAAGGAGACGUUGAGGCCUUACGAUGUGAAGGAUGUGAUUGAGCAGUAUUCCGCAGGACAUCUAGACAUGCUUUCCAGGAUCAAGUACCUUCAGACCAGAAUAGACAUGAUUUUCACUCCCGGACCUCCGUCUACUCCAAAACACAAGAAGUCUCAGAAGGGGGCAGCCUUCACCUACCCGUCCCAGCAGUCUCCCAGGAAUGAACCGUAUGGAGCCAGACCUGCCACAUCAGAAACGGAAGACCAAAGCAUGAUGGGGAAGUUUGUGAAGGUCGAGAGGCAGGUUCAUGACAUGGGGAAGAAGCUGGAUUUCCUGGUGGAUAUGCACAUGCAGCACAUGGAAAGGCUCCAGGUCCAUGUCACCGAGUUCUACCCGACCAAGGGGUCCUCCUCCCCAGCCGAGGUGGAGAGGAAACAGGACCCCAGGGAUCCGGAUUUGAACACCAUCCUCUGUAACUAUUCCGAGACAGGCCCCCCAGACUCCGCCUACACGUUCCACCAGGUGCCCGUUGACAAAGUCGGCCCCUAUGGGUUUUUUGCCCACGACCCAGUGAACCUGCCCCGAGGGGGACCCAGUUCUGGAAAGGUCCACGCCACCCUCUCCUCCCCAGCAGCGACAUAUGCAGAAAGGCCCACCGUCCUGCCAAUCUUGACUCUUCUCGACUCCCGAGGGGGCUUCCACUCCCAGGCUGAACAGCACGGGCCCUGCUCAGAGCGGGUCUCCCCCCGGCAGAGACCCAGCCUCACCCGGGACAGCGACACGCCCUUGUCCCUGAUGUCGGUCAACCACGAGGAGCUGGAACGGUCUCCAAGUGGCUUCAGCAUCUCCCAGGACAGAGACGACUAUGCAUUUGGCCCAGGUGGGGGCUCGAGCUGGAUGAGGGAGAAGCGGUACCUCGCCGAGGGUGAGACAGACACAGACACAGACCCUUUCACCCCCAGCGGCUCCAUGCCUCUGUCGUCCACGGGGGAUGGCAUUUCGGAUUCAAUCUGGACCCCUUCCAACAAGCCCACGUGAGAGGGGUCAUGGGCUGACUCCUCCUUGUCACUUUGCUCACUUUGCUCUCACGCCCGCCUCGUACCCGUGAGAUCGCCGGUGGCUGCGUCAAACGCCUGCAUGUGCGUGGCGGCCCCACCUGGGCAGGGGCUUGUCAAGGCUUUUUUCCUCCCCAGGUCACUACAGUGAAGCCGCCUCCUUUCAAGCAUGGUUUGCAUGACUUUCCACUAUAUAAAUGGUCCCGCUAAUCUCUUCUAGGAUACGCAUUUAUCUGCUGUUCUUACUUUGAAUCAUGGCUGGACCAGUACAGGGAGAAAGUACGGAUGCGCUGUGCUGUGUGUCUGCGUGGUUGGCUGAUUUGGGUUCGGGUUUCGUAAGCAAAUCCCUUUCUGUUACUUCUUACAUCCCUGCCCCUUUGUAUAAAACACUCCAACGAUGACCUGUUUGCUAAAGCAAGCAGAUGAUUCUCUCCACAGAAAUCCAUGGCGAACCGGGAGUUCCCGUUGUGGCUCAGUGGUAACAAACCCUACCAGGAUCCAUGAGGACACAGGUUUGAUCCCUGGCCUCGCUCAGUGGGUUAAGGAUCCAGCAUUGCCGUGAGCUGUGGUGUAGGUCGCACCUGCAACUCGGAUCUUGCAUUGCUGUGGCUGUGGUGUAGGCCAGCCACUGCAGCACCGAUUCGACCCCUCGCCUGGGAAUUUUCAUAUGUCACAGGUGCAGCCCUAACAAGCAAAAACAGGGGAAAAAAAAGGGUUUUUAUUUUAUUUUUUUUUUGAGGUUGCCUCCUCACCCUAAACCUGAGGAAAGGGGCAAGAUAGUCAUUGCAUCUCCAAAACCCCAAAUUUAAAACAUUAUUUUAUUAAGGAAAAGGUGGGAAAACUGUCUUAAAGCUCUCAACGCGUCCUCACUUGAUCUGUCCUUGUCAACUGUCCCGCCUCGGUGUCCGCAUCUGUAAGAUGUCGUGGCAAUUCCAAGUGCAGCAUUUCAGAUGGGUUGCGAAUGGACAGGGAGAAGACACACACACAUUAAAAUAGUUCCCAAUUGAUGUGGCCAAAGAUAACAAAAUGUGCCAGAAAUGGGAUGUCCCUCCGGGCAAGAGCUACGUUCAGUGCCUUCGAAACGAGGUUCCAACUCGCAUUCCUCCCCAAGAAGCUUGUGCAGAAUCUCAAGUAAGAGCUAAGGUCAAGAGGGUACACAGAAAUGAUCUGGUCCAGGUCUUUCCUUGGGAAAAUGAGACACCUUAGGCUCAGGUAAAGAUACAGUCCCAGGAUCACUCUCCUGUCCCCUGGAGAACUGGGACCCAAAGCUCAGUCAGCUGACUCGCUCCAGGCCCUGGUCUCCUCCUGCCACACCACUUUGCCAGUUUUCCCAAUGGGACCCAAAAGUGGUGCCAGGCUGCCUGUGUUCUGUGUUGUGUGUAAAGCCCUCAGGACACAGUUUGUCUGGGGGCGGGGGCGGAGGGGGGGUGUCUGCUUUUAUUGCAACAUGUGCUUAUCUGAUGCUUUGCUUUUUGGAUCUAGGAAAAAAAAUAAUGCCAGAAAGCUACAACCUUUAUUAAUAUGCAAAUGGACCAAAUUUCCAGAACCAUCCAGUGUUACUCCUCUGGAUGUAUUUUUAAGCCACGCAUGGCCGUAAGGCUGCUCAAGGGUAAGCAGACAGGCUGGAGCACAGUCCUGCUGAGUCAGUGCUAAUAUGAAGCAGAAGCUGUCCUAUCCCUAGUCUCUGAAACACAUUGAUGGAAAAUGUUUCUGUUAGGCUUGGGCUGCAUUAGCUAAAUGACCACAUCGUAGCGUUAUUGCCUCUUUCCUUACGUUUGAGCACUGGUUGAGGAUGGUUGCCAUGACGACUGCAAAGAUGUUGGAAAUGCCCCAGUGAGUGUCUACACCCCACUGACGUUCCUCCGCCCAGUCUUGUCAAGAGCCGUCGUGGAUGAGGCAGACCGGAGGUCGGUGUUUCAUCAUUGCCUAAUGCAGUGGUCUUGCACCAUGUUGGAGGGAGGAGCUUCCUCCCCAUAGAUUGGUUUCUUUCAACCCCGUAUGUCAACAGGUACCAUGUAAAAGGCUCAGGGUACAGUAACGAUGAAGGGUCAGCCCCUGACUUUAGGAACUUAGAACCAACCCUGAAGUCCUUGGCUUCAUGAGUGGUAGAAAAGGAGUCUUACGCAGAGAGUUCCACAAGUGGAUGGGAAAUCCACUUGAAACCCGAGGUGGGAAACACACAAGAAUGAGCGCAUGUUAUCAGACAUGGAACCCCUCCCCCAUGGUUUAUCAUUUGACUUUCUGGCAAUCUGAAGGGCAAAGGGAAUAGGUCACGUGACCCUCCUCCUGACCCCCUUUGAUCUGGUUAAGAGUGCCGUUGGGGUGGAUGACCUAAGGGGGUGACUUAUGCCCCUUAAGGGUUUGGUUCUUGAUUCUGACCUUCCCAGACUCUUUCAUCAAAAGUGAUUGCGUGACCUCCCACCUAACAUAACAUACUAGUUACUUUUUUUUUUUAACUUAUUAGUAUUCUUGCAGAACCUACAGACUUCAGCGUCUUAGAAAUAGAAGCAUUUUCCAGGAACUCAAUGGAAUUCCCAGCUGGAAGAGUAAAAUCUUUCUCAUCCUCAAGCUAAAAACUUUGGAUCCAAAGUUAGAGGUUCUUUGAAUAAAUGACAAAGCAUUGGAGUUUGGAUUAUUUUCCAAACCAUAAGAGGGCAGUCUAGCUUCCCUGCUGGAUCACAAGGCCAGGACAGCAGGGACUGAGUUUGUGAUGAUUACGUAUCUCCAAUGUAGUAUGUUGUCUUUAUCAGUAUAGACAAAGGAGAAUUACAUUUUCAUGAAUGAAUAAAUGAUAAGAAUCUUAAAAGCUAUUCUUUUCCAUCUAAGAACAAAGAAAAAAUGAUCUCCUGGAAUAUUCUGCUUUGAUAUUCCUUAAAAAAAAAAAAAAAAUUCCAAAAAUGGUAACUGACCUACUCAGGUUUUCCACCUGUAGACAAUACCAUCAACAUGGCCAACACCGAUGAGUAGAAAUUUAAGGUCUAGGAUUGAACACAAGUUACAGGGAGAAAGAGUGUAUGCUUCCUCAGAGAUCUUUUUUGACGAACGAAAACCCAGCAUGAUGGAAUAACCCAACAGAAUUGGUUAAUAACACAGCCUAAGAUUAUUCUACUUCAGAUAUACCAGUGGCUCUGAAGCUUGCCCAGGAAAUUGCAGACAUUUCAGCAGAACUCCAUGAAAUAAUAACUUAAUUCCAUCAUAAAAACUAAAUAUGAGUUUCUCAUGUGACACUGUGAUACCCUUAUAUGUGUUCCUUUUCCGUGCGUCACAACAUGAUGUAUGUAAAAUUUAAGAGGUCAUGAUUUAGCAGGAUCAAAAUUAGUGAGAUAAAUCCACUUUCCAGCUGUUAGGUGAAAGGUGAUGCUAAUAGGCUGAGAGGAAACUACUUGAGAUCAGUUUCGAGUUUUGACUUUCAAAGACUAGCACACACAAAAAAAUACUGAAAAAAAAGUUUUAAUUGUGAGAGGAAAAGGAAAAAAAUAACAAAUUGAGAGAAUUCUAUCCAUGAACUGUUUGUUCUCGAAACUAAGAGAUUAGACUUAUUAAAAGUGGCAUUGAUAUUAUAAAGCUCUAGUUUUCAUCAAAAUAUAGCCAGAAAAAUUCCAAGAUAUAUGAUAGGUCAAAUGAGCUCAUUAAUCAAUUAUAUGCAUCUAACGCCUAUUUUGUGCAAGGCAUUUCCCAGGCACUGUAAGUUGAAAGGAUAGUUACUUACAGAAACUGCUAAUAUAACAGGAUCUACGCAUAACUUUGCCAAGAUCAUUCUCGUAAUUCUGUGCCACUCUAAUGAGGGUGAUAAAAACAUUCAUUUUUUCCUUCAUUUACAAGAUUUAUUAAGCACCACUCUGUUCUAGGCAUUGCACAAAGCAUCAGCAAUUGAGAAAUAAGAAAAAUACAGCACACCAUCAAAAAGCUAGGACUCUAAUGACCUCAAGUUAUUAAAGGUCCCUCCAAACUAUGUCUACCAGAAGUGGAAAGAAUCUGGUCUCAUCCCUCUAGACGACCCUCUACAGACAGGAAUGCUUCCUAGAUUGGAAUCGGUGAGGGACAAUGUGGAAGAAAGUGAAAGCGGAAAUUCUGCAUCAAAGUGGUCCUGAUCCCAUCAGCUCAGGGAAGCCUGAGGUGGUUGUAUGGGAACUUUCAGCUUGGGUUCAAGGCUUGGGACGUUAUAGCGCUAGAUGAGCUCUGCAAGGAAGAGUUUCCAGAGUGUCCGAGAAAGUUCUGGAAGAAACCAGCUUUCUCUUCCUCUCUGAAUCACUACUAUGAUUGAGACCCGGCAAGGAACUAAGCUGCUUCCACUUCAUUGUGUUGACCAAGAGACGCUUAUAGUAAAGACCAAUAUACAGCGUCUAGUUGAAGAGAAAGUGUCACAGUUCUUCUGGAAACCUGCCCAUCACAGUGUCCUGGGGCAAGAAAAGAAGUGUGACCAGUGUCCUAAGGAGUCAACUGCACUUUGGACAGCGCUGCCAAGCACACCCCUGGCUUCCUCCAGAGGAUGCCACGUAGUGGUCUUUGUUCUCCUUGCAUACACAUCUAAGGCACCUGGAACCCCAAGGAUUGUGUUUUCCCCAGGAGGAAUACACCUGUGUCCUCACUUGUCUUUGAAGGCUUGCUUGUUUCAGGAUGAACGUUUAAACAGACCAUAAGACCUUUCUUUGUAUUCAAAUCAACCCAAAGUUCUCGUAUCACUGAUAUCACACUAUUGAAAACCGAGCCACAGCCCCUAAAUCUGGUAGCAGGUGUCACGAUGCCCAGGUCAGAACAUGCUAGGAACCAGGCUGUCUGUAGUUUUAGUGCUUUAGGAAACCAGUAAUGGAAAACGCCAAAGCGAUAGGAAGGAAAUAGAGAUACCCUGGAUAAAGAUUUGACUUCUCUUCAAACGUGUUUGUGUUUGGCUUUUCUGACAUGUUUUGAUUUUCGAAAGAGACAAUCCGUGUAGAUAAAGCCCCCAAAACAGUGGCUGCUACAUACGGGGGACUGUCAGUCAUGUUCUUUUUUUUUUCACAGCGUGUGUGAAUUCUAUUGCCUCAGUCUUUGGUAUUACCCGUGAACUCUAAACUUACAUCAGAAAAAAAUGGGUAGAUACAAUUUCAGUUUUUACACGACAAAAAACAGGCAUUUUCACAAUUGCUAUUUAAAUAAGGACAUCCCUAGAAAUAAAAAUGCUUACUUUUUGCAUCAGGAUAGGGAAGAGGGGGAUUGUUGGAAUGAAGAAAGCAGGAUUAUCAGAUCCCAGUGGUUGAGCUGUGGCAGUUUCUUUGGACGUACCACACGAGGCCCUGCAUCACUGUCUCAAAGGAGGAACUUAUAGGAGGUAAAGCCAAAUAGCCGGAAUAAUUAAAUAUAAAGAAAGGAGUAGUUUCGACAACGAACAUCAACCACGCCAUGAUGUCUGUUGGACCAAUGCUAGCCAUGACUGAAGAACUUCCCAGAAAGCGCUUAGACCCAAGGGGACUUAUUCCCACCUUUGAACAACCUCAACUCUGGCCUUGCUGGAGGGAAACUCUGACUAGUAUUUUUGCUUUAUUGUCAUAGAUGCAGGUAGGUAUAACUUCAUAGAUUCUUAGAGACUCAGAGCAAGAAGAGACUUUGACCGCCCAGAAAAACCACUUUGCUUUUUCUAUCAGGAAGCAGAGACUCCAAGCACAGGGAAUCACACUUAGUCAGUGACUGGAUGCAUGAUGGGGUAGCAGAAUCUAGAACUCGGGUCUUCUAACUCCUGGUCCAUACGUUGGAGAUCAAAAACUAAAAAGUGAUAUAUACCCAGUGAGAACAGAGGAUCGCUAUUGGACCCAGGGGAUAGAGAGAAUUUCCUGGUCCACUGGAGCAACUGCUACGUGAGACAUCUGUAUCAGCACCUCUUCCCAUCUCUUACCAUUGAUGAUCGCACGCCUUGAAAGAAGGCACCUUUCCUUCUUCCAAAAUCCCGCUGUAUUCAAAAGGCGUGGAAAUGCCACUGCUGCUGAGUGCGGUGGAGAAAAGGAAAGAAGAACACCCCUCCCCUCCCCUGACCUCUCCCACUGUGUUGCCCAUCUGUCCUCCCACACUUAGGCUGCUUCAGCUCUUUGGUCCAACCUUGGACUCAUUUAGCUCCUGAGUCAAGUCCCAGAUGAUCUCUUUAGCUACAAGCCAAUUUAACAGGGUUUCUCUUGAAACAAAACAAAACUUUAGGGGCUUUGAUUUUAGGAAAUGAGAUGCGAUUUCUUUGAGGAAUUAUAUGACCCCAAGUUACCAGGUCUACUAAAGUUGUCCCAUGUGCACUGGGGUCUCUGGGUCUCUUCUGGGCACAGACUGGUUCCCCCCACUUUGUCCCAAAGAAUGUCUGUCUUGGCCAGAUGACAACCAGGUAUUCUAGAGUCUUUCCCCAAAACUACAACAAAGCAAACAGGAUUCAACUAAUGAUAGGUUUGUAUAACUAGAAAAUUAUUUUAAAAAGUAAGCAGGUCUCUAUUGGCUCAAAUGAGGAUUUCCACAGUUGGUUUCCACUUAUGUUGUGCUUGGGAUAGAUUUUCCAGGAUUUGGCUGAGAUGCCCCACUGCUCUUGUUAAACCCAGAAGUGGGAUGUUCAGGCUGGGCCAGAAGCUCUGAAGAGAUGGUCAGAAAGAAAGGUGGUCAAGUUUUUGGCCAGUGAUUUUAAAGACUGUCAUUCUAUUUUUCUUCGCCUUCGCAUAGCCCCAUUCUGGAGUUUAAAUAAGUUUCAGAGAGAAAGAAAGAAAAAAUGGGCUGUCUGGGAGAAUAUCCUGGAGUUCCCUGGUGGCCUAGUGGUUAAGGAUCCAGCAAUGCUACUGCUGUGGCUUAGGUUCUGUCCUUGGUCCUGGAAUUUGUGCAUGCCAUGGGUGUGUCCAAAAAAAUAAAGAAUAUUCUGAGGGUGACUUAUAAUUAAGCCGUCAAAAGCCUUGCGCAGGGCUUAGGAAUGUAUUUGCAGUUCCUCUUAGACUUGUCAAGUGGACUACAAUUUAACGCCUAAGAGUAAUACAAAAUGAGAGCAUGUUUUUCAGUAUUCUCUUCCUCAGCCCACAAGACUGAGGUCAGGGAAGGGGAGUGAAACUCGCCCUAAACUCUCUUUAUGUGUGGCACCUGACCUCCAAGUCCUCUCUCUCUGCCCCUCUCUCUUGACUUCAUGCAGUCCUCAUCACAGCCUCACAGGGAGAUGGUACACCUUCCAUCUUCUAGAUGAGAAAGCUGGAGAUGAGAGGCAGGAAUGUCACACAGUAGAAGUGGUACAGCUGAGCUCCCACCCAAAGCUCAUGUGCCUCCAAAGCUCAUUUUUUUCCUCCCCAGCCCACGUCUCCCAGGUCAAUGGAACUGCUCCCCAAUCACACCCUGUAGUCUUGCACAAAGCCUUGCUCUCCUACACCUGUCACCUUUCCAGUAAAAUGUCACAGUCCUCCUGGUUCCCUGGAGGGAAGAGUGAUUCUUGUACCAACUGUUUCCCUUGCUGUUCAGUGGAUCCUGCCUAUUCCUUUGAGCAUCUUCACAAUCCAGCUGUCGGUGGCAGAAGACAAAGCUACAUAAAUUGUCAUCUGGUUCAUGCUGGAAUCCGUUUGCUCUGGGAGUUUGGUGUGGCUACAGAUGAUCCCACAAAUGCCUCUUGUUCGUUGCCCCCAGGGAUCUCCUCUCAUUGUUUCCACCGAACAAGUUCAAAUGUCCUUCCUGACUCUGGUCUUUUGUCUCUAGACUAUACCUUUAUUUCAGGGCUUUGAAAUCCUGCAGAAACAGGUGAGUCGUCAAAAACCUUCUCUGGAAGGCCAGACGCUCAGAGCACUUGUGUUUCUCUGUCUCAAUAUUAAAAGAUCAAGGUUUCCAGUGGAGCCAACCUGAUCUAAUAAUUGGGCUCUUCUUUUCCCUCUGAAUCCUCUUCCAAGGGAGAGAAGCACAGCCCCAGCCUCCAAAAUUAAGCAUCCAGGUCGAAGGCCAAGUUCCAAGUCUGGCAGCCACCAUUUAGUUGGGGGGCCAAGGGCGUUGCUGUUGGGGAGGUAAGGCAGGCACCGCCCCUCUUGAAAACCAUCCUAGAAAGAUGAGCCCACUUGGUCAGAUGUGCCAAUCAUUCCCAGUUUUAAAGAGGAAAAUGCUUUCCACAUUGCUUCCAAUGGGAUAUGGCUAUGCUUCCUCGUUUUUCUCUUGGUACCGUAGCAGUGAGGGAAACACCAGUCUCAGAAGAGCAGGUGAGGUUUCCAGGGACAUCGGAUCUAUAUUUGGGAUUGUAUUUUCAUUCAUUCCCUUUUACAGCAUAGCAUUCUGGUACCUUGCUCCCUGAAUUUGUCUCCAUGCUACAAGCAGGCUUUCUUCACAUUCUGGCUUACACGGGAACACAACUCUUCCACAAGUGGCCUUUAGUGCUCUUUAUAAUAUGAUUUCCUGUAAUUUUUAAACUGUAUGUGUAAUUUAUAUUCUGGCUCUGUCCGAUAUUUGAACAACUUUAAUAGGUUGAUUUCCAUAUAUAUUAUGCAGACAAUUCUUACCUGGUUUUUUUUUUAUGUUCUAUCUUAAAAUAAAUACUGCACCACUUAUUAAUAAAUAGACAUUUCAAU
Molecule: messenger RNA, 11368 nt
Organism: Sus scrofa (pig)
Lineage: Eukaryota; Metazoa; Chordata; Mammalia; Artiodactyla; Suidae
Gene: KCNQ3
Product: potassium voltage-gated channel subfamily Q member 3
Biological process (GO): potassium ion transmembrane transport
Cellular component (GO): voltage-gated potassium channel complex; membrane
Molecular function (GO): voltage-gated potassium channel activity
Source: RefSeq, a predicted model, not a curated record